CUAAAGUUGGUUUGGUUUAUUUUGUCUCUUCAUACAUCCAUAUAUUUCACACAGUAGAAAUGGCUGCAGUUGAGAAACUGAGAAGUGUUAUCAACGAGCGACUAGCUGCAGCUGCUGAUGAAAUAUUGGAAGUUUUUGCUCAAGCUUUAUCAGCAUACGAGGAGGAGAUUUGUCGUCAGCGCAGAUUAUUGGAUACCGUUUUGAAGCCUCAGAUAAAGCUGCACAGAACAGAGCUCCCUCAGCAACAUGUCUGGAAUGAGGAUGAGGUUCUCACUGACCAGCAGCUCUGUAGUCAGGAAAGGAACUCCAGUCUGGACCAAGAGGACCCAGAGCCUCCACAGAUUAAAGAGGAACAGGAGGAACUUUGCACCAGUCAGGAGGAAGAGCAGCUUGAACUAAAGCAGGAGACUGAUGUCUUCAUGGUGACUCUUACUGAUGAGGAAAGUGUGCACAGCCGACGGACCUGUGCAAAAGAGUCUGUAGGCAAGCCCCAGAUAAAGCUGCACAGAACAGAGCUCCCUCAGCAACAUGUCUGUAAUGAAGAUGAGGUUCUCAGUGACCAGCAGCUCUGUAGUCAGGAAAGGAACUCCAGUCUGGACCAAGAGGACCCAGAGCCUCCACAGAUUAAAGAGGAACAGGAGGAACUUUGCACCAGUCAGGAGGAAGAGCAGCUUGAACUAAAGCAGGAGACUGAUGUCUUCAUGGUGACUCUUACUGAUGAGGAAAGUGUGCACAGCGGACGGACCUGUGCAAAAGAGUCUGUAGGCAAGCCCCAGAUAAAGCUGCACAGAACAGAGCUCCCUCAGCAACAUGUCUGUAAUGAGGAUGAGGUUCUCACUGACCAGCAGCUCUGUAGUCAGGAAAGGAACUCCAGUCUGGACCAAGAGGACCCAGAGCCUCCACAGAUUAAAGAGGAACAGGAGGAACUUUGCACCAGUCAGGAGGAAGAGCAGCUUGAACUAAAGCAGGAGACUGAUGUCUUCAUGGUGACUCUUACUGAUGAGGAAAGUGUGCACAGCGGACGGACUUCUGCAAAAGAGUCUGUAGGCAACAUGCCAGUUAUAAGCGUUGUUGAAGCACAAAGUAAUCUGCAGCUCAUCUCUCACAAUUCUAAUGACGCAGGGUUAACAAGAACUGCAGAUCCAAAAAUAAACAAAAGACAUCACAAAACCAAAAGGAACAAUGUAAACAACGCUAACUUGUCAGACAUGCAACGUAAUACUUGCACAGUGAAGAAUUUCAAAUGUGAAAUUUGUGGGAAAGAUUUUAAGUUCAUGUCAAAAUUGCGAACACACAUGACCACCCACACGGAUGUGAAGCCAUAUUAUUGCCAAACAUGUGGAAGAGGUUUCAGAGAAAGUAGUUCCUUGAAGUACCACAUACGAGUCCACACCGGUGAGAAGAAAUAUACUUGCAAAACAUGUGGGAAAGAUUUUAAGUACAUGUCAAUGCUGCAAAGACACAUGACCACCCACACGGAUAAGAAGCCAUAUGUUUGCGUGACCUGCGAGAAAAGCUUCAAUGAGAUGUCAAAAUUAAAAAUGCAUAUGAGAACCCACACAGGUGAGAAACCGUAUGUUUGCAUGACCUGCGGGAAACACUUCAAUGAGACGGCAACAUUAAAAAGGCAUAUGAAAUUCCACACAGCUGAGAAGAAAUAUAAUUGCAAAACAUGUGGAAAAAAAUUCAAAUUGAACUGUAACGUUAAGAUUCACAUCAUGAGAGUCCACACAGGAGAGAAGCCCUAUGUUUGCGUGACCUGCGGGAAACGCUUCGUUGAGACGUCAAAAUUAAAAAGGCAUAUGAGCAUCCACACAGGUGAGAAACCGUAUGUUUGCAUGACCUGCGGGAAAAGCUUCGUUGAGACGGCAAAAUUAAAAAGGCAUAUGAAAGUCCACACAGGUGAGAAACCGUAUGUUUGCAUGACCUGCGGGAAAAGCUUCGUUGAGACGACAACAUUAAAAAGGCAUAUGAAAAUCCACACAGGAGAGAAGCCCUAUGUUUGCAUGACCUGCGGGAAAAGCUUUGUUGAGACGGCAAAAUUAAAAAGGCAUAUGAGCAUCCACACAGGUGAGAAACCGUAUGUUUGCAUGACCUGCGGGAAAAGCUUUGUUGAGACGGCAACAUUAAAAAGGCAUAUGAAAGUCCACACAGGUGAGAAACCGUUUACUUGUAAAGCAUGUGGGAACAAUUUCAGACAUAACCAUGGAUUAUUGAACCACAUGAGAAGGAUUCACGCUGCCGAGAAGGCAUAACUUUGAAUUGAAAAGGUAAUACAUGGUUUACACCACAAGUAGAUUUCCAUAUGUACCCACACAAGUGACAAGGCACAUAAAUGCAGCAGUUUUUUCAUCUGGAUGAAUGUUCACCAGGCAGCUACCUCUGGGACUGAGCAAUGCAACCUAUGCUGAAGAUUUAAAAAACUGCAAUUAAGUUGCAAAUAGAUUUCUUUAUGUUUUCAACAUGUCAUUUUGUUUUGUAUAUUUAUGUAUUUUGUAGUGGAAUCAAAUUGUUUUUUUUGUUAUUUUGGUUUCAAGGUGACACUCAAGCUGAAGUUGGAAAUAAUAAUCGACAUUGUGCUUUAAUGAAUAUAAAUGAUCGGUGCACUUAAUGCUGUGUGAUCUAAUGCAUGUAUCUAACAAUAAAGCUUUGUAUGGUGAUGAUGUAAGAAUACCAGAUUCACCCUAAACGCUAAAGAUAUAAGCAAAUGAGGGUCAUCCAGGCAGCUGGUAUGACUGACAUAAUAAGUAAGUGGAUGUAAGUUGUUACAAACAGUAGAUGUUUAAAUGAUGUCCACAUGGGCUUGAGCUUAAGUUAUUAUAUUAUUUAAAAACGUUGAUUAGUUUGAUCACCGGAGUUGCCUCAUAUUGAACUUUGUAAUACUAAUAAGAGAUUGCAUUUGAAACACAAGUAAGAUCUUGAACAAUUUCAAAUAAAAAACGAAAUGGUUCUCAGAUGGCAUCUUAUUGCUUUCCUUUCAUGCAACAUCAAGUUCUACUUUUCAUUUUACAGGAGAAUACUUUCCAAGCCGGUACAUUCAUUUGACGGCUA
Trematomus bernacchii (emerald rockcod) is the source of this 3051-nucleotide messenger RNA. RefSeq names its product gastrula zinc finger protein XlCGF57.1-like. Lineage: Eukaryota; Metazoa; Chordata; Actinopteri; Perciformes; Nototheniidae. Gene Ontology annotation, biological process: regulation of transcription by RNA polymerase II. Gene Ontology annotation, cellular component: transcription regulator complex; PcG protein complex. The transcript has 5 exons. The coding region runs from base 60 to 2255 and encodes 731 amino acids. Gene Ontology annotation, molecular function: RNA polymerase II cis-regulatory region sequence-specific DNA binding; DNA-binding transcription factor activity, RNA polymerase II-specific. The record is from RefSeq and is a predicted model, not a curated record.